AUGUUCGUUUGCGCACUUUCACUUAUUACUGCAUCUUUGUUGAGUCAGUAUUGGUUCGAGAGUACACCAAUAAAUGAUAAACGAGGCAUUAAUAAGAACAACUUUGUUCAUUCCGGAUUAUUCAAAGGAUCUCGUCAGUUGGAUUGGGGAUUAGGUCCACGUUAUAAAGCUUUCUCAGGUUAUGGACUCAUGGCGAAAACACCAUGGGUUUUCACGAUAUUUUUUAUUGCGUUAGGAUUGCUGUGGAAUGUGGUUGGCAUCAUAAUCUGCUUAGUCAAUACAGUUGUUAAGGAGAAUGAUACCGUUGCGGGUCCCAUUGGAAUCUACCUGUGGAGUAUGCUAGCGUGUAGAUUGGGAUUCUCAUUCUAUUUGGAAGUGGCAGCGAUAUGUAUCUUGCUAAUACCCAGUAUUCUGAUGUUUCUUACAGCCGAUAAGAGUCGUCGACCACGAGCUGAAAAGCAAAUGCCUGUUGACAAUACUGUUUUUAUGUACUGA
This is a messenger RNA of Anisakis simplex (herring worm), 495 nucleotides long. Lineage: Eukaryota; Metazoa; Nematoda; Chromadorea; Rhabditida; Anisakidae. The record is from the annotation of a GenBank genome assembly.